GAAAAAAUUCUGAAAAAAGUGUUUAAAGUGAAAUGUAUGAAAUUGUUAUGCAGAUUUGCUUGCUUCCCUCGUUGUUUGACACUUAUUUUACGGUACAGGGAUGCUUAUAUGUCAGAACUGUGGUGGCUAAUUGCUAAAAUAGUACAGACCCUUAAAAUUAAACAGAAUAACUGUUUGUAUUUAAUUGGGAUUGUUUAUGCUGGUAGUGAAUUGAAAGCGGACUAAGAACUUUCACGGAAGUAUAAUCUAAUUGGAUUUCUGAAUAUGGCAAUAAGAGAAAUAUUUACGUAAAAACGAAAUCAAGUUGAAGUUUAACAAAUUUUUUUUAUAUUUAGAUAUAAAACUGCGGUCAGAACUUUAUAACCAAAGGAAAUACAACAACUACGCAAAAAUAAUCAUCAAUUUAGAAAAUCUCAGAUAAAACGCUUAUAAUAGAAAAACACAAAAUAUCGUAUAUAUUUCUAUUAAAAAUCGAAUAAAGUUUUUUUAGAUGUUAAGCUUUGCUAGUUGCAAUAUUGAAUAACCCAAGAAAUUGCAGUGAAUUCAAAAUCAAUUGACACUUGGCAUUUGUGCGUUUCAUUAACGUCAUAUAAUAAUGAAAGACGAAGAUCUUCAAACACCCUAUCUGAACAUUAUUUUUACCGGAAAUUCUUAUGAAGAUGCGAUACUCAUAACAAUUCAAGCUAAAGGCGUGAUAAUAUACACAAUAUUACAAAAUGGAUAGCCAAUUGGAACGAUGUUAGUAUGAGCUUUAAAUAAACCCCUGUUGUACUAUCACUUUUCGUUAUAAUGAAGAUUAAGCAGUCAAGGACUUAGAAACGGAUAAACUGCUCGCAAACGGUUGAACUACUUCGAAACAGUUGCAUUUUGUGGAAACUGGUGAACUUUAUUGCUCUUUUUUAACAAUGAUAUAAAUGAAAAAAUGAUGAAAAGGCACUUACACUCUACACGCACUUAGACAGUGUUUCGAAACAAUGGAAAUAUAUUCAGUUUACUACGAAAGAAAUAACAAUUCAUCUAUAUAUAUAUAUAUAUAUAUAUAUAUCAUUUGCUUUACAAUUGAGUAGUGAGCCUGUUACACCAUAAUGCGUGUUUACAGCAGAAACUUAAAAUGAAAUAUUGAUUUAUUAAGCACUAUCUCUCUGAAAGCUUGAUCUGAAACAAUAGAUCAAUAGAUCUGAAACAAUAGAAUAGAUAUUCUAGCAAGACCCGUAAUGAUAAAACAAAACUUACCAUCGACACACGUCCGGUGGAUAUAAUUCAGUUCAAUAAUCCAUAAAGAUAUUAUUGUAGUUUCUAAAAUUUUGAUGAUUUAUUUGGCUUUCUGGUGGCAAAUAAAUUUUGCAACAUAAACUCUAAGGUCUGUGCUCUAUGGUUAUCAACAAUGGAAUUGUAAAGCAUAGAUGUGCAUUAAUCAGUCAGCAUUGUUACAAUAAUUCUUUCUCAGAUAAAUACUGCACAUUUAGAAAAGAAUUUAGAUAAGUUUACACUCCAGUUCGGAAAUAAAUGCCAAUUUUUAAUUAAUCACAAAGUAGUGCAAAGAAAAAGGCAUCAACUACCAUUAUGUAUUAGGUCGGGUGAAAUCAGUACGUCUAGAAUGUGAACUGUAGAUGCAGAUAUAACAUCAAUAGUAUCCGACAUCAAUAUGCAGUAGUCAGUAUUUUUACAAAUGCGUUAAAACAUCCAUGUAUGUGUUGAUCAAAUUGGGUUCGUAUACACUCCUGCGAAAUAAGAGUCAGUUUAAAAUCGAUCACAAAUUAAUGUGCCAAGAAUGAAAGUAAAUAUGUGUAUAUUUAAAUGGUUUAUAUGGUUUUACCACUAUCAACUUUUAAUGUUACGGGGUGACUUUUGGAACAAAAACAGAACAGUACUUAAAAUUAAGUACUAUCUAUAAUCAUUUAGAUGAAACGCUUCGUUGAUCCUGAAGAAUUAAAAACAAAAGAAAAAGAAUAAUCAAUUUGCGUCAUCCCAUAAUCGCCUUCCUGUAUCUUUUCAAAUGUCAUUACAUGGACUUGAAUCCGUCGGAAUGACAUUUAGUGUUAUCAAUUUAAUAAAGAUACAUUCAGGACAAAUGUUGGAGUUACCUACGUCUUAUGAUAUGUCGAUGCCAAGAUUGAAGAAAAAGUCUGAAUUCCAAUUACGUUCAGCAGCAAAAGAACGGACGCGUCGUUUACGCAUGAUGCGACGUCUUGAUCCCGAUUACAAAAGACCACCAAAAACAUCAGAGAGCAAUGAGCAAGUAACAGAAAUAAAUAUGGUAAAAGCGGAUAGCAGUGAGGAACAUGAAUACAAGGCCAUACGGCAAGCACAAAUUAUAUCUGAUUACUCAUUGCGAAGAAAUUUUCCCGCAAAUAGCGCUGUUGAACAGCAAGAAUUUAUAUAUCAACAAAAAAUCAUGUCAGCAUUACAAAAUCACGAUGAUACUUCCUCGAAUGAAUCUAUGUCACAUAGUGUGAAUACCAAUUCUGAUUUUCAAUACCGUUUAGCGAAUGAUAAUAGUUCUGAGUAUUCAGAAUUUUUUCACACUGAGGAAGAAACACAAAUAUGUGAUCAGCGAGUAAGAAAUGCGCAAUUUCUAUUGCAGGAACAGCAUAAUCAGCUAUCACAAGACUGUGAAGUACGUCUCUCUAGAUGUGAUGACUCGAAUGCUACUAGUGCUAGCAGUAUUGCCACAGCUACAACAACAACAACCACAGCUUCAAGUCUGGAAAACGACCGUAGCACAAUUGAAAACUUAUCACAACUCUCUGAAUAUGAAUAUCUACGAUUGCAAUGCGAACUCCGAAGAUCGAAUCUUUAUGCAAAAUACAAGAAAAAAAUUAAGCAUGGUUAUAACAAUUUAUGUCUUUGCUGUGGCGGUACUGGAUUUGCAUCACAAGUCGUUAAGGAAAUGAACACAUCUCGUUUGCCACUCACCAAAAUUCCAACACCAGAACGUAAACAAUUAUAGGAAAUUGAGUCUGCGUUGGAACGUUUUUAUGAAGCAAGAGACUUAAAUAAAUUAAAUUUAUAAUAUAUACCAAAAAAGAGUAUGAUCAUCGACAUCACAACGUACGUGUAAGUAACAUUUCAUAUAAACAACAAAAUCUAUAAAGUCACUAAAAAGCAAUAGGUAGAAGUGCAUUAGAGUAAACCGACAUAAUUUAUGUAAAAUAAAAUUAAUGAAUAAGGGUAUUCACAAUCUCAUUUAAAAAUUUGUGAUAAUUAUGCGUAGAUAAAAUGCCAUUUUUUUAUAAUUGUAAAUUUUAUAUUUAA
Teleopsis dalmanni is the source of this 3255-nucleotide messenger RNA. RefSeq lists its product as uncharacterized. The coding region runs from base 1997 to 2950 and encodes 317 amino acids. NCBI's taxonomy places the organism in Eukaryota, Metazoa, Arthropoda, Insecta, Diptera, Diopsidae. The transcript has 6 exons. The record is from RefSeq and is a predicted model, not a curated record.